This is a messenger RNA of Trichechus manatus latirostris (Florida manatee), 1077 nucleotides long. RefSeq names its product ERH mRNA splicing and mitosis factor (gene ERH). The transcript is spliced from 3 exons. NCBI's taxonomy places the organism in Eukaryota, Metazoa, Chordata, Mammalia, Sirenia, Trichechidae. The record is from RefSeq and is a predicted model, not a curated record. The coding region runs from base 189 to 446 and encodes 85 amino acids.
ACUGAAAAGGACCUCUGUCACCGUCUAUUCUGGUGAUCAGUCUAGCCGAAUGUCUAACAACGAGGGUACGAAGACAGCGUCUUGAAAAAAAUGACCGUUUCUCAAGCUCCGAAACAUUCCGCCAUGCAUCUAAUCGCCCUCAUCCAAGAUGGCUGAAACAGAGUCAGUGUCUGGUCUAGCUGCCGGAAAUGUAUGCGCCUCUAUGGUCCAAAAGGCUCUUUCGCGUUGCGAUUUUGACGAGUUCCGGCGGCUCCUCUCGCGGGGGUUGGCUGUUGGCGGCGUUGCGGCUGAGCUCGUGUGCGGCGGUGGUAUCGGUAGCGGCUGCAGCGGAAGAGUUUGGCACGAUGUCUCACACCAUUUUGCUGGUACAGCCUACCAAGAGGCCAGAAGGCAGAACUUAUGCUGACUAUGAAUCUGUGAAUGAAUGCAUGGAAGUAAACCAUUAGACAAGAACUCAUAGAUGGGAUCUUCACAAAUUGGGUUCAUCUUUAUGUUUAACCAUAUUAAGUAAAUCAGUUGUGUACCCCAUACACCCUUCUAGUAAAUUGUCCAUUGUUUCUCCCUAUAAAAAUUUUAUGACACUUUGUUCUUACUACGGGGCAUGUUGCUGAAUCUGUUGACUAUUGAAAAAUAACUGAGUUAGACUUUUAAAGUCUAUUUAAAACUAACAGUGAGUAGACCUGUGGAAAAAAACUUAGUAGUAGAUAGCUUCAAGAGAGCUGGCCCUUUUCUUUCUGGAUGCCAAUGGAUUUGCUCUAAUUUUUAACUCUUCGGGAUAUAUGAUCACCCUCCCACAUUUUCCACCUCCCGGGUUUCUUGAGACACUACUUUUCCCACUGAAAGUAUUUGCUGCCCCCCAAUGGGGAUUUGUGUAAUGGUGAAAAACGAAAGAAACAUUCAUUGGUGCAAAAUAGCUGGGGUAGAGGGCUUAAAUAUGAGGUAGUGUGACUGGGUAAAAUUUUUGUCUCGCCCUGCAAACACCUUUUUAACUCAGUCCUGAAGUCACUCCUGAGGUUCACCCUUCAGCCAAAGAUUAGACAGACCCGUGAAACAAAUAAUACAUGUAGCUCAACCGUG